This is a messenger RNA of Penaeus chinensis, 1551 nucleotides long. RefSeq lists its product as uncharacterized. The record is from RefSeq and is a predicted model, not a curated record. Gene Ontology annotation, biological process: G protein-coupled receptor signaling pathway. NCBI's taxonomy places the organism in Eukaryota, Metazoa, Arthropoda, Malacostraca, Decapoda, Penaeidae. The coding region runs from base 49 to 1551 and encodes 500 amino acids. Gene Ontology annotation, molecular function: G protein-coupled receptor activity. Gene Ontology annotation, cellular component: membrane. The transcript is spliced from 6 exons.
UCUUAAUCGUCUUUCCAGUAGAAGUGAACUGACCUUUCUCCGCCCACGAUGCCGACCUUCCAAGACACGACCGAGGACCUCAACCUGACCUCGGAGUGCCAGGGAGUACCCGAGGCCUGGGCACUCCACCUGGGCAUGGCCUUCACCGGCACCGUAGCUGUCUCCGGCGCCGUUUUAAACCUCCUGGCGCUAGCGGUGUUCAUCCAGCAGGCGAGAGAGAGGCCCUGUCGCCGCCUCGUGGAAUUCACCUCAGAUAAAAUCCUCAUGUUGAAUUUGGUACUUGUCGACUUCCUGUACUGCCUGGUAGCCAUGCCCUCGCUCCUGGCCACGUACCUCCUGCCGGUGGAGUACCAUUCGCUCCACCAGGGCGAGGCCGAGAAGCCAGUGCCCUUCUGCAAAAUCACGGGCCUCCUCAGGUACAUUAUGAACAGCGCGGAGAUCAACACCAUUAGCCUCAUCUCGCUCGAAAGAUGUCACGGUAUCCUAAAGCGAAGUCAUCUCCUCUCCAGCAGACAGGCCAUCGGAUGCUGCGUCUUCGUGUGGAUACUCAGCACGGUUCUCCAGCUGGCUAUUCUGCCCUCGCUCAAGUUUGGCUUUAACGAGUGUAUGUUCAAGUGUGAUUUCCUCGCCAUGGGUUGGGCUAGGGUGCUGGUGUUCCUGGCAGAAGGCGUAGGACCCGUGGUGAUACUGGUGGUGGCGUACUGGCUCGUGAUCUGCCACGUUCUGCGUCAGAACUUCUACGGUCUCCCAGUCACGUGUUCGGUCCAGGAGCAAAGAAAGGUCGCCAGGAGGACGCGCAGGGUUGUGUGCUGUCUCGUGCGCUACAUGGGACUGUACAGCGCAUCCAUUAUCCCUGUGUGCAUAUACAACAUCCUAGACACACGGGGCAUGUACAAGGAGCUAGGUAUUCUUAUCUACUGUCCAUACUGGUCGCUGUUUGUCGCCAAUACCUGGAUGUACUUGGCGGACGAUAAGGAAUAUUGCCUGGCUCUCGUGGAACUUUUGGGCAGGGUGUUCGGCCUGAGGAAGUGGGCGAGGAGGAGGAGGAGGAACUACUGCAGGAGGAAGAGGAGGGAGCACCCGACGAGUACCCAGGUGUCCCCGUCGUGCCUCGUGGCUCACCCUCCGAGCUCGUCCUUCGUGUCUCUCAUGCCUUCGGAAGGACCCGCUCCAAUCUACCGCACCCUCGUCGACCUCCUCCUCGACCUUCUCCUCGCUCACCCCGUCCCUUCCUCCCUCUGCUCUUCCUCGACGCCCCCCUCCUUCCCCUCUCUUUCCCUCCUCCUCCUCCUCCUCCUUAUCCCCCGCAGUUUUCACCCCGGAGGCCUCCAAAUGCUCCAGGGCCUUCAUUGCGUGCUCGCCGGGGUCCGAGACUUCGAUAUUCCCAUUUUCUACGUCAUUACACCUUUCCGCCUGCCCGACUUGCGAAAGAAAACGGGGAACUUGGACUAUAGCUUCGGCAAACUCCAAGGCAUACAGGCAAAAGGGCUUAUGAAGACUUACCGUUUACCCCUUGGCAUUAAGGCGCUGGCGUGCUGGGGAAGCAAAUGA